Molecule: messenger RNA, 2047 nt
Organism: Nicotiana tabacum (common tobacco)
Lineage: Eukaryota; Viridiplantae; Streptophyta; Magnoliopsida; Solanales; Solanaceae
Source: RefSeq, a predicted model, not a curated record
UUCAAAAGCUUCAAAGCCUUGAAAGCAGAUAACUCUCCUUUAUUUUCCAUCGACUUCAUAUGCAGAAAAGUCAAGAGUCCAAUGACAAAAAGUUGUGAAGACUUCAAAGACUGAAAAAUCGGAUUGAAUCUUCCUAACAAAAUGAGCACAGCCAUUCUAUUUAUACCACGUUAAGCUAGCUUUUGAGUAGAUGUGGAUGGGGAAGACAGCUAUGAGUUUCUUGAAAUGGCUGGUCAUUCUAAUAUUCCACUUUUACUACCUUUUCUACCUCAGCAUAGCACAGCCUAAUUUCACUUUUCAAUCGCCAUGUGAAGGUAAUGAGACAGAGUACUCUCCGAAUGGUGCAUAUGGCACAAACCUUAACACAGUCCUCUCCUCUCUUUCACGUAACAUAGAUAGUGAUGGGUUUUAUAAUACUUCCAUAGGCCAAGAUCCCAACAAGGUUAGUGUCAUCGCUCAGUGUAGAGGAGAUGUCGAUUUACAAACAUGCCGUGAUUGUAUAAAAAAUGCAACUCGCUUGAUUUUAGAGGUAUGUCCUCACAAGAAAUCCGCCUUUGGUAUUUAUGAUAAGUGUCUGAUAAGAUAUUCGAAUGUGUCCUUCAUAGGCACCGUCUUAACUGACCCAAAGAAAAUUUAUUAUUACAACCAAAAUUUCUCGAACCCCCAAUUGUUCUUUAACCGAUAUCUGACACCCGUGUUGGAAAGUUUACGAAGUCGAGCUUCAGAGGGCGGGAAGCGUAAGUUUGCGACCAAUAUUACUCUUGCCCCAGAUUUUGUGACAGUAUAUGCACUUGUACAGUGCACAGCCGAUUUAUCAGCUGACGAUUGCUUCAAUUGUUUGACCACUGGCUAUCAAACUUUACCUGGUUGUGAGUGUUAUGCAAAGCGGGGAAACUACUACUUGAUGCCCAGCUGCAUUAUUCGGUAUGAACCUUACUCUUUCUUCAACGAGUCAUUUGCUGAAGCUCCGCCACCAUCGCCACCACCUGCCUCAUUGCCACUGCCACCCCCAGCUUCACCGCCACUGCCACAACCAGGGAAGGAUGAUAAAACCGCACGAACUGUCAUCAUUAUUGUUGUGCCCACUGUCACAGUUAUUAUUUUUAUUGUUUGUAUUCCUGUCAUCUUGAUGAAGAGGCGAAAGAGGAAGUUGGUGGACAAAAGAGAGAGUAUACAUGUGGAUGAUAUUAGUACUGCAGAAUCCCUGCAAUAUGAUUUUUCUACAAUUAGAGCAGCAACAAAUAACUUCUCAGAUGUUAAUAAGUUGGGACAAGGCGGAUUUGGUCCUGUGUACAAGGGUAAGCUUCCAAAUGGACAAGAAGUAGCAGUGAAAAGAUUGUCUGCAGACUCAGGCCAAGGUGAUCUAGAAUUCAAAAACGAGGUCUUGUUAGUCGCCAGGCUUCAACACAGGAAUUUGGUUAGGUUGCUGGGAUUUUGCCUUUAUGGAAUAGAGAGACUUCUUGUCUACGAAUUUGUUCCCAAUGCAAGCCUUGACCACUUUUUAUUUGAUUCGGUUAAACGUAGGCAAUUGGAUUGGGAAAGGCGUUCAAAAAUCAUAGGAGGUGUUGCUAGGGGAAUUCUUUAUCUUCAUGAGGAUUCCAGACUUCGGAUCAUUCAUCGUGAUCUCAAAGCUAGUAAUAUUCUACUAGAUGCAGAAAUGAAUCCUAAAAUCUCAGACUUUGGCAUGGCAUGGCUAUUUACACUGGAUGAAACUCGAGGCAGCACAAGCAGAAUUGUUGGGACCUAUGGAUAUAUGGCACCAGAAUAUGCGAUGCACGGACAAUUCUCAGUCAAAUCAGAUGUUUUCAGCUUUGGAGUACUAGUCCUAGAAAUUUUAAGUGGCCAAAGAAACACUUCUUUCAGAAAUGGAGAAUCCGUGGAAGACCUUUUGAGCUAUACUUGGUCGAACUGGCGCCAAGGAACAGCUGCAAAUUUGAUAGACCCCAUGUUGAGGGGAAGCACGGGACUGGUUCGUGACAUAAUGAGAUGUAUCCACAUUGCUUUAUUGUGUGUUCAAGAAAAUGUGGCAGAUAGACCAACUAUGGCU